AUGUCUUUCUAUAAAGCUCCGGUAAAAGUCGUAAAGGAGAUCAUUCGUAUACAAAGCAGGUUUCUGUGGAGUGGAAAAGAAGAUAAGAAAUGUAUUAACUGGGUGAGCUGGGAUAAUAUAUGCAGGCCGAAGGAGGAGGGGGGGCUGGGUAACGUAAAUUGUAGUCUUGGCAAAGGAGAUUCUAUACUGUUUUGGUUCAAUAGGUGGAUAGGAGGCUCCUCUUUAAAAGAUAUCUUUCCUUCGAUUUUUGGUGCUUCAAGGCUGCCUUUUGGUAAGGUUGAAGACAUGGGAAGCUGGUCGGAUCAGACUUGGGAAUGGGAUUUCCACUCUACUUCUGAGGAUCUUCUAGACAGUCCAACGGCGAUGGAGGAAGCUUUCGAUUUGAUAGAACUUUUAACAGACCACACACCAUCGAUUGAUUCUGCGGAUGCCUUUGUUUGGUGGCCAAAUCAUAAUGGUGUUUUUUCUGUAAAAAGCUGCUACAAUUCUCUUCGAAACCGAGACGAGGAAGAUAUUAUGGACGUGCAAUCUAUUUCGGUGCUGAAAGUUAUGUGGCAGUCCAACAUUCCUUCAAAAAUCAAAAUUUUUGGAUGGCGCACAAUGCUUAACAGGCUUGCCACGAAAGAUCAAUUGGCAAAGAGAAACAUUAUUCGUAAUGAAGCCGACAAGGUAUGCAUAGUGUGUAACUCUGCUGAUGAAAAUCGAGAUCAUCUGUUGUUUUUCUGCAUUAUGUCAAGGAAUGUGUGGAGGAAUGUAACAUUGUGGUUAGGAAUGAAUGACUUGGAUGGCUUGGUGGGUGGAGAUCAUUUUGAAAAAUUCUGCAAAUUUCAGCAUAGAAGCUUAAAAAAGAAGAAGCAGAAGCAGAUUCUAGCAAUGUUUUGGAUGGCUUCUGUAUGGUCUAUGUGGAUAGCCAGGAAUAAUGCUAUUUUUAGAGGAAUUCCUUGUGUUUUAGAUGAUAUUCUAUACUACAUUAAGUUUGCUUCUUGGUCUUGGCUGUCUAUGGGGAAAGUGAAGAGCAAUUGUCCACUUUGGUACAAUUGGAUUCAUGCUCCCUUUGAUUGUUUUUCGACUGCAAGUGUGUAA
This is a messenger RNA of Vicia villosa (hairy vetch), 1083 nucleotides long. RefSeq lists its product as uncharacterized. Bases 1 to 1083 code for a protein of 360 amino acids. The transcript is spliced from 2 exons. NCBI's taxonomy places the organism in Eukaryota, Viridiplantae, Streptophyta, Magnoliopsida, Fabales, Fabaceae. The record is from RefSeq and is a predicted model, not a curated record.